AUAUUGUUCAAAAAAGUAUUUUUCGUAUCCGAGAUGAUUUGGAUCAUAGCAAAACCAAUGGUAAUGAGAUGAAAGAAAAUUUGCUAACUUUACAAGAAGAGUUAAGAAAAGGAAAACUGAAUGAAGAAGAAUUGGAGAAAAAAGUGGCAGAAUUGCAAGCGUUAGUGAUUAGAAAAGAAAGUGAAUUAGAAGAAAGAACUGAAGAGUUGAGAGUGGCUCGAGAGGAUAAAGAGUUAAUAAUUAAACAAAAAGAAAUUUUGGUAGAAGGACUAAAAAUUUUCUUCGAAACAUUAAGUAAAGAUCCUGAAUUAGAUGAACUCAUUUCCUUCAAGGAUAGGUUUGGAGAAAAAGAAGAAGAAUUAAAAAACCAAAGCAGUUUAUUAAAAACACUUUCUUAUUUUCGUAGCUGUUCUUAUCUUCCUAUUUGUGAAACCAAAAAAAUCAGGGUGAAAAGUCUUGAGGAGAUGGAAGGUUAUAAGUUUGAAAAAGCAGAUGAUCUAAUUUUUAAAGAUGGACUAAUUUUGGAAAAAAAUAGCUGA
Molecule: messenger RNA, 539 nt
Organism: Funneliformis geosporum
Lineage: Eukaryota; Fungi; Glomeromycota; Glomeromycetes; Glomerales; Glomeraceae
Source: the annotation of a GenBank genome assembly